AUGGAAAUGUAUCGAGAAACUAGCGAAUCUCGACAACACGACGCUACAAAUUUACAACAAGGUUCUCUUACCGUACAAAAACAAUCAAACACUUUUUCCAAGAAAAUCCAAGAACAACAAGCCACUACCAAUAAUAGUAAAAAUCGAUGGGACCACAAUAGUGAUAGGCACAAUAUGGGACUAUUUAUAUACAGCAAACUUCCAGCCAAAAUAUUUAUUCUUAUCGCGAUUCUCACUUUUGUUGUUCUUUUUGAAAAAAGACCGGACCUUUCUCCUCAAGCAUCAGAACCAAAUUGCAUUAUGGAUGACGAUCUUGAGUGCGGGGAAACGAUGUCCAUCGGUGAUAAACGUGUCCUGGAAACAAAGUUAUUACAAGAUCAUCAAAGCAUCGUUUGGAGCAUCAAUCACGGCUCCCAAGGAUCGGGACAGAAAAGAGAUGAUCAAGAAUCGAUGGAGAAACAAUCGAUCUCUUUUCUCCCGAGAUUUAUGUACGGAGAAGAAGCUGGAAACAUGGGACAUUGGGAAUUGCGCGGAAGUGAACCCGUGGACGCACCUAAUUCUGGUGAGGCCCGAUAUCCGAUUGAGAGCCCACUCAAUUUAUGUGAAAUCGAGAAAAGUAGCACUUCCCUGUCAAAAUUGCCAGCUCUACUUUCCCUCUUGAAGAAUGACCGCUUUGGAUUUCAUAUAAUUACGAGUAAAAAAGAUCUGUCAGAUUUGUCAGACUUAUUGUACGAAGACAAUAUUAAGUAUUUCGCUAAAACAUUUGGUAUUAUUGAUCCUCGUGCUGUAUGUAUUGACCAUUCUGGACUUUCCAUCUGGAUAUUGGAUAAUCAUGGUCACAUGUUUUGUUGGGACGAGAUGGGACAUAAUAUGGAUUACAUGGGAUCUAGUUUGAUUGAAGGUCUCACGAACAAUUUUUUCAACCCAGAUAAGAUAUAUAGGGUUACGGAGGAUACUUGCGAGCUUAAUCGUUGGGUAGAUGAUGAGACACUGUGGCCAUAA
Rhizophagus irregularis DAOM 181602=DAOM 197198 is the source of this 1002-nucleotide messenger RNA. Lineage: Eukaryota; Fungi; Glomeromycota; Glomeromycetes; Glomerales; Glomeraceae. The record is from RefSeq and is a predicted model, not a curated record.